GGAAGGAGGAUUACAAUUCAGCAUGGAAGAUGAGCUUUCAGGCGACUUGCUGGGCAACGUCUUACGACCACCUUCACUGCGUGUUAGCAGAAGUUCAAGGACGAGCCGAUCAGUUUCAAGUCCUCAUGGGUCUCCAUCGUUCAGGAGGCAGCAUUCUCUGACCGUGAGGACUCCAAGGAAGGAUGAAGACUCCAGUUUACUGUUCCGGUGGUUUUACUGGUUGCCGAGAUAUUUCAAUCGGAGGUUACCGUGGGUGUUUCUCAUCGCACUUUGGGUCUUUCUGGUUUUUAAGGUGUACUCUAAGGAUCCGGCCACAGUUGAGAACGUGAUAGCGGAAGAUGGUGAGGAAUUGAGACGACAUGUUGCAUUGAGGAGUCGAAGUGACGAGAAUUCCGUGAAGUCGGGGCUGUCGAGACUGGCUAGAGAUUGGAUCUGGCUUGGCUACAUGAAGAAGAACAGGACCGCUCCUCUUUUGCCAGGGACUACUCAAGUCGAGUCUGAUAUUAUCGAGCACCGAAGGACUUUCCAGUACAUACAAAAUUCUUCCGACAUGAAUUUCAAGAGGUUUCAAGCUCUGCAAUCUGGAGAUUACUUUCUUGGUAGAGUUGUCGGCCCUUACGACGAAUUGGAACAGAAGUUUCUGGGAAUGUCGACCGAGAAGAAGACACCAGCUCGAACAUGCAGCUCAGACGAAGGCCGUUUCAAGGAGUUCGCGAGCGGCAAACGUGUAGUCGUGCUAAUGCACGAACUCUCGAUGACUGGAAGUCCUCUGGCAAUGAUGGAGCUUGCGAGCGAGAUAAUUGGUUGCGGUGGAAAAGUCUCCGUGGUGGUUCUUGAUAGAAGAGGUGGUCUACUAAACGAGCUCGUUCAAAGAAGAAUUCCCGUUCUGGCAGACAAGGCAGCAAAGAGCUGGAGGGCAGCAGCAAAGGCCGAUCUCGUCAUCGCUGGCUCAGCUCUAUGUGCCUCAUGGAUUGGAGAGUACCUCAGAUAUCACAAGAAAGGAGCUAGCAAAGUUGUCUGGUGGGUGAUGGAAAACCGCCGGUUGUACUUCGAUCGUUCGAAGCGGAUUCUUGAUAAAGUCCGGGCACUGGUUUUUCUCUCCAAGACCCAAGCAGACCAAUGGAGAGAAUGGAGCAGGGGAGAGAACAUAAGCCUCCCUUCAUUGACGACUAUCGUGAGCCUGUCAGUAAACGAUGCCGUUCUCUCCGCAGCAGGGAUAGACGACGCCCUGAAGAUGGCAAAGCUGAGGGAAGAGGUGAGAAAAGAUCUGGGCUUGAAACCGGACGACGUACUUCUUGCUACGUUGAGCAGCAUCAAUCCAGGGAAAGGACAGCUUAUAGCUCUAUAUGCGGCUGCGAGUGUGAUGGAGCAAAAGAUGAAUCAGUCCACGGCGUCGAAUCUCAAGCUUCUCAUUGGAUCAGUCGGUUCUAAGAGUAACAAGCAGGAGUAUGUUGAGAAGAUGCUGAGCUUUCUACACCAGCAUCCAGCGCUAGCAGACUCCGUUUUGUGGACUCCAGCAAGUGUGUCAGUUUCUGCUCUAUACGCUGCAGCCGAUGCGUACAUCAUGAACGCACAGGGCAUAGGAGAAACUUUUGGUAGAGUUACUGUCGAAGCCAUGGCCUUUGGAUUGCCAAUUUUGGGGACGGAUGCGGGUGGAACCAAAGAGAUCGUAGACGCAAACGUCACUGGCCUUCUCCAUCCCGUGGGAAUCAAAGGCGCGCAAGCACUUGCCCAGAACGUUCUGGUUUUACUGAGGAGUCCCGCUUUGAGAAAGCAAAUGGGUGGGAAAGGCAGGGACAAAGUUAAAGAGCUUUACACACAGGCGGCAAUGUACGAGAAGUUAGCUGGAGUAUUCACAAAUUUGUAACCUUCUUCCAGUGACGUACCGUGCAUAAUAGCAUGACCUCUGUUUUUUUA
Messenger RNA from Selaginella moellendorffii, 1917 nucleotides. RefSeq lists its product as uncharacterized. Lineage: Eukaryota; Viridiplantae; Streptophyta; Lycopodiopsida; Selaginellales; Selaginellaceae. Bases 23 to 1867 code for a protein of 614 amino acids. The record is from RefSeq and is a predicted model, not a curated record. The transcript is spliced from 4 exons. Gene Ontology annotation, molecular function: glycosyltransferase activity.